AUGACUACAAGAUGUCCAUACUGCCACGUUUCAUAUGCAUCAUGGCGUCUAAAAGCCUUCCAUCUCCUGGCCGUUGAAGUCACUGCCAGCCUGCCUACGCAACGGAGCUUCAUGACAAGCUCUGGCUGCCAGUUCCCGAAACCAAAUCCUAACCAGAAAAAACGACGUGGGAAUACAAGACGACAAAGAAUUCAGGAGCUCUCAAAACUCGAGGCCCUGCGAACCGAACUUUCCGUACUGGCUGAAGAAUUAAAAAGUAAACCACAAGCUACGCAAUCGCCUGGCGCGUCUAUCCCGAGUGAAAGAGAAAACAGCAUAUCAAACCUGUCCAGACAGCCGGAAGACAUACCAGAAACCCAUACGCGAUUUUCGAAUUUCCUUCCCAAAUCCCCCAUUGUUACAAGACUAGAACAAAGGGCGCAAAAACUAAAACAACGCGCCAACGAACAAGAUAUUGAUCGCCUAAAGUACAACCCAUGGGCCCAGCUGUUAGCAAGCCCCGUGCGCAUGUGCGCUGCGACUGGAGCCCGGAUACCAGAAAAGCUGCUGGGGAGCUGGGGCCUGGUUCAGCACCCAGAGACACAGAAUCUAUGGCUCAUGCCUGUUGACUUGGUUAAAGAGGAACUUCAAAGAGUGAGCCUGAAGAGUGUGCCAGAGGCAUCAGAGUCAUUCCAUGAUGUUUCCGAGGUGGACCCUGGAUUACCAUCUCCACCUCCACGAUCCAGCUUUCCUAGCUUCUACAUGACGAAUGACGAAGAGCUAUUGGGUGCGAUCUCUAAAAUGAAAGGGUCCCAGCCCGGUCGCCUUAUCUCUAACAAUUGGAAAGUUCCCAAGGGGCCUUUGCCCCGGAAAAUGUCUUAUGUUUUUCGAAAGGACAUGCCAGAAUUUUUUUUGGCACGGUUGAGGGAGAGGGUCUUUGCAUGGCUGAAGAAGGCGAAGAGGUUACGGCCCUUGGGGGAAAUCUCUGGGGGUUGGACGGCUUUAGACACGAGGACGGAUAUUAUUGGAGAAGAGGGACUGGGGGAAAGUUUGCAGAAAUUGGGGGGUUUGGAGCAUGCAGCCUGGGGAGCGGUGUUAAUAUUGAGAAGGGCGGGUGGGGUGAACGGUCUCAAAUCUUCAUCGGGAGAAGGUUCUGUAGUUGGUGAAGAUAUUCCCAAAAUACCUUCUACCUCCAUAGCAGGGUCGACGGAUGAGUCAAUGUUUCCAAACUCCAGUAAUGUUCUAGGAGUUCAUUCGGAAUCGGGCCAGACAUCCCCCGAGCUCCCUAGAUACAUUGCUUUGCCUGCCACAGGCUCGUUAGUCCCAGUGUUCGAUCUCACGACUCUCCUGACAAAAGAACAAGUCGAAACCCUCCGUCACCAUGCCGAUAUAUUUCAGCACCCUGCAGUGUUUUAUCGGCCAGGUCAACGGACAACCGUCUCCAUAAUAUCUUGGCUCUGGAAGCUUAAAAUCUAUAUGAUGGAUAGAUCCUGA
Molecule: messenger RNA, 1473 nt
Organism: Histoplasma capsulatum G186AR
Lineage: Eukaryota; Fungi; Ascomycota; Eurotiomycetes; Onygenales; Ajellomycetaceae
Exons: 1
Coding region: 1-1473 (490 amino acids)
Source: RefSeq, a predicted model, not a curated record